Messenger RNA from Patiria miniata (bat star), 3094 nucleotides. It is a transcript of the gene gtpbp6, whose product is annotated as putative GTP-binding protein 6. Gene Ontology annotation, molecular function: GTP binding; ribosome binding. The transcript has 8 exons. NCBI's taxonomy places the organism in Eukaryota, Metazoa, Echinodermata, Asteroidea, Valvatida, Asterinidae. The record is from RefSeq and is a predicted model, not a curated record. Bases 214 to 2004 code for a protein of 596 amino acids. Gene Ontology annotation, cellular component: cytoplasm.
ACGACGAGAGACGGCCGAGUGCGAGACGCCUGAAGUUAACGAAAUUUGUGUAAAUUUCACAUUUUUGUUUGACGUUUGAGAAAUUUCAACCCACUCUAGAGGUACAAAUCCUCAUCCAGAUAAUACUUGUGAAAUAUUGAGGCCAAACAUUUCGCGACAGCAGAGUUUCGAGUUUUCCUUCACAGAAUAAGACUGCUACACAUUGUCACUAUCAUGACUAUGUCAGCUAUCACGAAGAUCGUGACAAGAACAGUCAAUGUUACUGUAAGAGACACGCUGACUCUAUGUACAUCCAUCACACGUGGCCAAGGUUUCCCAUGCAUCCCCCUUUAUGCUUGCCAUGGCAGAUUACUGGGCCAUCUUUCUCCCAGCCUAAACAGAACAGUUGGUGCGUUCCAGUGUCAUGCUCACUGUAAGAUAAGCUGGUCGGUAACGGGUACAGCUGUGCAUCUGCCAUGGGUAAGAGCAGCAUUGGCAUGGUUCCCUAAGUCGUCAUACCAAACAACUCAUGGUGUGUAUCGAAAGCACAAGAAAACGAAGGAGCACCGGACUACUGAAAGUUUAGGGUCAGAUAUAAGAACUAUUGAAGAUGACAUGGAUGAUGAUACAUCAGAAUGGGAUGCGAUCCUCUUGCAAGAGGAGCAUAUCUCAGAGGACCUUGACCCGCCUCCUGUGGGAGGCCAUCGCUUCCUUGUACUCCAGCCUGACCUUAAAAUCAAAGGUUCCAAACAUGGACAGGUUUCGAACCCCCAGCUGCAACUGGAGGAGUCCAUGGCCUUGAUUGAGACCAUUCCGGACUGGACGGUAGUUGAGGGAUUGGUGCAAGGGGUCAAGGAGCCAGCUAAGAAGUCAGUCUUUGGCAAGGGAACUCAUGCCAAGUUGACGGAGAUGAUCCAAUCCAGUCCUGAGAUUACAGCUGUCUUCGUGAGUGUGGAGAAGUUGAGUGCAUUACAACAAAAGGAGUUGGAGGAAGCAUGGGGGGUGCAGGUGUACGACAGAUAUGGUGUAGUACUUAAGAUCUUCAAGGAUCAUGCGAGGACUAGAGAGGCCAAGAUGCAGAUUGCCCUCGCUGAGAUCCCAUACCUCAGGUCCCGUCUCCGCAACGAAUCCAGCAGCAUGGAUCAGCAAAGGGGCGGGCACUCCUUCAUCAGUGGGGGAGGAGAAACCUACUUGACUGUCAGGCAGCGAGUCCUGAAAGAACGGGAACAGAAGGUACGCAAAGCCUUGGAUCAACUCAAGAAGAAACAAACUUUACUACGCAGUGGCAGGACCAAGAAGAACUUUCCAGUGGUGUCAGUGGUGGGAUACACAAAUGCAGGAAAAACCACUCUCAUUAAGGCACUGAGUGGAGAUGCUACCAUGCAACCCAAAGACCAGCUAUUUGCAACGUUGGAUGUGACUGCACAUGCCGCUACACUGCCCAACAGAAUGCCCGUCAUUUAUAUGGACACUGUUGGCUUCAUAUCAGCCUUGCCUCAUAAUCUGGUUGCUUCUUUUGCUGCUACUCUAGAAGAUGUUUUGCUCUCGGAUGUGAUUGUACAUGUUCGGGAUAUCAGCCACCCAGACACAGUAUCACAGAAGCUUAACGUCCUUCAAGUGUUGACAGAACUUGGUGUGUCCGAUUCACUCAUUGAUAACAUGGUGGAAGUCUGCAACAAGGCAGAUAAACUCCAAGAGCCUAUGGGAAGUGAACAUGAAGCAUGUGGAAUUUUGGUGUCUGCUGACAAGGGUGAUGGUUUGGAUAAACUCAAGGACUGUAUUCAGGACAAGUUACUAGAGGUAACUGAUAUCAUACCCUGCCAGCUGGAGAUACCAAUGAGUGGUCCUCAUCUUAGCUGGUUGUACAAAGAAGCCACAGUGACAUCUACCGAGGCUGUUGAGACUGACCAUGAUGCCCACACCAUGAUAGUCAAUGCUAUCAUGAAUGCUGCAACAUUUGCCAAGUUCCGGGGAAAGUUUGGCGAUCUGCGCAAACCAGCUAAGAGCAAUUUGUCUUCAUUUUGAAAAUUCCAGUGGAUUUUCCUGUCGUCAAAUUCUGCAAGAAACCCUGUUCAGUAAACUCCGGCCAAGUCGACAUCGUACAACUCGCCAAAUCGCUCAAGGUGGCUGUCUAACGAAAGUCCCGAUCGUCUCUAAUGCAUUUCCAUUGAAAUUUUUAUUUUUAAGUUGGCUUUUGUAAGUCACCAUUUGGCUAAAUUUGGUGUGUUACUCGCGGUCCCCUUUCCACAAAAAGCACAACAAAAUCCUUUGUUUAACUUGCCAUUUAAAAAAAUCAAACAUUGGCAUGGACUUCUUGCACUGCGAUCGGCAACAUGUUCCACAGUGUGCGCAAUCAAAAAGGGGUUUCUCCAAUACUGCAUCUAUCGUGAGCACAUCAAUUCCAUGUACCCCUCUAGUCCUGCACGCAUGUGCUAGGUCUAUUUUGGGCGUCGUCUUAUUGAACGAUGCAGUCAAUGUGCGUAUUCAAUUUGCAAUAUGUUGUACACGUACGUUUCGUUUAUGGACAGUACGUUCAAUACUCUGCGCGUAUAAAUGUACACAUACAUGGUCUCCAGUACAUGGAAUGCUACGAAAUACCCCAGCCUGUGAUGAUAAAAAUCAAGUAUUAAUUUGUUGGAAUCAACUCAAGCCAUAAGGAGAUAAACCAAGGUAAAUCGAAGCCAAACGUAUUGCAACAAAUCAUGUGCAUAGGCCUUGCAUGUAAGUUGGCAAAAUGACAACUUUAAAUACAGCAGGUGGUGGCAAUCGUGUACGUUGUCACAAAUGUGCAGGUCCCAAGAGUGCCGACUUGGCCAGGCUUAACUGUAUUAUUUAGAUAUAAAAUGUACUUUUUGUCUGGGCUCCCAAAAUUUUCACUGACCUGUCCAAGAAAAAAAAUUCCAGGCAUAUUCAGAGCGAGUUUCCUCAUAAGCCCACUCAGUACCUUACAGUAUUGACAUGUAUUCAUUCAUGUACAUGUACUUACCAAUUAUUGCAUCUUCGUGUGAGAUUAAGCUUUCUAAACCAAGUUAUAUAUUUUUGUAACACCUGAUUCAUCUGUGAUUAAAUCAAUACGAUCAAAUCAAAUAAAGACUGAAUUGUUGCUGAUUUUGGA